This is a messenger RNA of Dichomitus squalens LYAD-421 SS1, 1370 nucleotides long. Its product is annotated as mitochondrial FAD carrier protein. The coding region runs from base 67 to 1056 and encodes 329 amino acids. Gene Ontology annotation, biological process: nucleotide transport; folate import into mitochondrion. Lineage: Eukaryota; Fungi; Basidiomycota; Agaricomycetes; Polyporales; Polyporaceae. The transcript is spliced from 7 exons. The record is from RefSeq and is a predicted model, not a curated record. Gene Ontology annotation, molecular function: FAD transmembrane transporter activity; folic acid transmembrane transporter activity. Gene Ontology annotation, cellular component: mitochondrion.
UACAACGUUCUCCCACCUUGCGACUCUCGUCAGCCCACCCAAACCAGCUGCUAGCGGCUUCUCUGCAUGUCUACCACGCAGCAGCCCCAGCCAAGCUUCUUCCCUACGUCCGCCAUCGAUCAUGCCUUUGCAGGGCUCGGUGCAGGCGUUGUCGCGGUACUAUGCAUGCACCCGCUUGACCUUCUCAAAGUCAAGUUCCAGGUAGCGACCGAGAAGCCGCAGGGUGGGAUCGGCCGUGCUAUAUGGUCCUCUCUCAAGGGCAUUCAUGCUCAGGACGGGCUGAGGGGUCUCUACCGAGGUGUCGGAUCUAACAUUGCCGGCAACGCGUCGAGCUGGGGCUUUUACUUCCUCUUCUACCACAUGCUCAAGCAACGGGCCUCUGGCGGCGAGCCGAACUACAAGCUAUCGCCCGGGGCGUACCUGCUGUGUUCUGCGCAAGCGAGUGCGGUGACGGCUAUCAUGACAAAUCCGAUAUGGGUCGUCAAGGUCCGCAUGUUUACUACAAAACCGAGCGACCCAACGGCGUAUCGCAGCCUAUGGCACGGCCUUUCCAGCGUAUGGCGAAAUGAAGGUGUUGCCGGGCUGUACCGCGGUACGACCUUGGCGCUAGUUGGUGUCAGUAAUGGCGCAAUUCAAUUUAUGGCAUAUGAGGAGAUGAAGAGGUGGGGUUUUGAGCGAAAAAGGCUACAAUUUACGAAAGCGGGGAAAGAGUACACGGCCGCUGACGACAAGCUAUCAAAUACCGCCUAUACGCUAAUGUCCGGAGCGAGCAAGUUAUUCGCUCUGACCUCAACUUAUCCAUACCAAGUAGUGCGCUCACGAAUACAGAAUAAUCUCACUUCCCACCUAUAUCCGACUAUCCCCACAUGUAUCAAGAAAACUUGGGCGGAGGAAGGUUUGCGCGGCUUCUACAGAGGUCUGGGCACGAAUCUUGUUCGGGUCCUCCCUGGGACUUGCGUCACCUUCGUCGUAUACGAGAACUUGGCGUGGUUGCUGAGGACAAGCGCCGUGAAGAGGGAACGACGGAAACAGCUCGCCACGGCGGAGGCAACAUGAGACAACGCUUACCCAGCGUGUUCCUCCACAGACUGACUCCUUCGGGAGGAUGAUCUACGCUUCUGAUCGCCUAGCACAGGCAUUGAAGCUAUUGGCUAUCUUCCAUGGAGGCCUUGGAGCUCGAGGCAGUCUUGCUGACUCAAGGCCCAUGCGUGCAGGCUGGGAGAUUGUGAUUGGAUGUCUAAUUACGAUGCGGCUUCUGCCAUAGACCCAUACUACUCACUUCUACUUAAAGUCCAUCACCGACUAGUACUCCUAUGUUCUGCCACAUGCUAUCGCGUAGCUUAGCUUGUGUAUAAUACUACACGCAUCCU